This is a messenger RNA of Chinchilla lanigera (long-tailed chinchilla), 3612 nucleotides long. RefSeq names its product glutathione S-transferase theta-4-like. Gene Ontology annotation, cellular component: cytoplasm. The transcript is spliced from 8 exons. Gene Ontology annotation, biological process: glutathione metabolic process. The record is from RefSeq and is a predicted model, not a curated record. NCBI's taxonomy places the organism in Eukaryota, Metazoa, Chordata, Mammalia, Rodentia, Chinchillidae. Gene Ontology annotation, molecular function: glutathione transferase activity. The coding region runs from base 2742 to 3497 and encodes 251 amino acids.
AUUUUUUAGGUACAUAGAUAAUCUAUUCAGUUUAUUCAUUCUGGGGCUUAUCCCCAAUUUAAAGCCUUAGCCUCAAACCAAGUCACUGGUAACACCAGGGGCCAGAGGAGUCCCGCCUGCUGCCCUUAGCACACACAUAAACAUACUUCGCCCAUGCUGUAAUUGUCACUGGUUGGAAAAGUGGGAUGCAAACAUUUAGGAGCACAACCACAUUGGAGCCAGAAAUCAUGGCCACCACGUGAAGUGAAAUGGGCUAUCAGGCAGCUUAAUACUGUGCAACAUUUUGGGGACCUCCCUAAAACCAGUGGAUCCUAGAGAGCAGUAGAAAUAUCUGUUUUAGAACGUUUCUGUGCUGUCACUGGAAACUGUCCAUAGAGCUGGUUCCUUGUUGUAUUGUGCACAAGAUUUCACAUGGCCAACACUACCCUUUGAGAACGUAAUCCACACAGAAUUAAAGCAUGGGGAUGUGUGUGUGAAAGGGAAUAAAAGUUAUAAAAAGUCCACCAGACUUUUGAAAGGGGCACAAGGGGGAAAACAGUGAUGGUCCUGGCCACUGUAGGCAAAUACUGUAUGAUCGUCACCAAAGCAGAAGGGAAGUGGAGGGCUGAUGGUAAGCAUUCAGCCUGUCUCCAGCCACUGGCCCCAGUGCACAUCAUGCCUCACAUGCCCAACGCUCAACAAGUGCUUGAAGCUCUAUGGACACCACCAGGUAGAGCAUGCUACAGCUGGCUAAAUUACAGCAGCAAACUGACACUAUACGUACAAGAGAGCUGUGUUCACAAACACCAUACUGUAUGCACAUUUACACAGUAUUAUCUAAGAGAUUUUGAAAUCAACUUGGUAAAAAAAAAAAGACGACCACCAACAAAAAAACUCUUAAGCAUUCCAGACACUGGGAGAUACAUGUGAAGGAAACAAGUUUCCUCUUCUGUCCUCUCUCCGUCCUAUCUUGGAAUUUAUAGUCUGUAUUUCACCCCGUUACUGAAAUGUUUGCAGGGUACCUUCUGUGGAAUUGUAGGACAGGCCAUGACUCCCCCUAAGGAUUUAUACUUGCAUAUCAGUUGUGUUACAGAACACUGAAGGAAUCAGAUUCAGAAGGGGGAGGAGGAAGUGAGGCAUAAGAAAGCAAGAGAAAGGAGGUCCUGUGGUCAAAAGAGGUACUGUACUUCCAGGAGUUUGACCUGAGCUGGUAGAGAAUCUGGAAGUGAGGUCUGGCAGCUGAGUGCCUAGUGCACGGCCAGGUGAGGCAACAGCAGUGGAUGCCUGCAGCCCUAGCACCAGCAGGAUCACCUUGGGUGCCACUGCCAAAAUCCAGGGGUGUCAUAGGUUCCCAGGGCAGUAUGAAGACAGGCCAGUCUUCACUUCCGAAGGCCACACCAGCUUUGUGUGCGUGCCUCUCAUAGAGCUGGGCCCAUCACAUGGGCUGUCUGCACUUCCUCAAGCCAAACAUGAUCUAAGAACUUUUUUUAAAGGGACUUGACUUUUACUGAUAAAAGUAUAUCAUAUGAUAAAAAAAUUUUCUGUACAUUGAUGCAGAAAGAAAAGGAAAGAAUAAUUUUCAGGGACUACCACAGUCCCUGAAUACCCUCUCUGGGAGAGAAAUGGCUUUUCACGGCCUCAUCUUUCAGUGCUCCAGGUGCCAUCACUUUUCCCACUAAACAAAAAUAUGCAAGUAGAUCUCCAGAAAUGUAUCUUCCUGAGAAGUUGGAAAACAAUAUUUUGAAACAUUAGCCACCUUCCUCCAGUUCCCCACCCUGAAACAUUGUUUACCUCUCAUGGGAGGUUUUACUGUACUGCUCAUUCUGUACCUCUCCAUACUGGACAUUAAUCUGGGUCACUCCAUCAGUCUCAUGUAGCUCCAUGAGGUUCUUCAAGUCUAUUAAUGUGCAGCCAAAGUCCCCUUCAUACUCUCAAAAGUUAAGCUGGCUGACAAGGAACGUCCUAGUGGGUUAGUCAUUUUGCAUGUGGCCACCAGCCCUUGAAUGAGAGAUAUGGUUUCCCCUCAACUGAUCAGUGUCUCUUGCUGCCUUGUGUGCCCAUCGCUUCUCUGGGGGGCCAGUUAAGAAAUAGAUUGACACUAUCGCAUCAGGGACGCAACUCCAGCUUAGAUCCUUGUGUAGGAAGCCUGGUGCUGAGAGGAAGAUGAGGGGAUUGAGUACAAGACGGACUUUGUGUCACCAUGAUUUGUGUCCCCUGGUGGUGAUGAAAACAGUAAUCCUGGGUUAGAUAGGUUCCUAGUUCAGACUGACUUUCACAGAGGGAAGCGUUGCCUUGGAGGCAACCUUAGCAACAAUCAGCAACUGUGGUGGUAGAGUAGCAGCAGCAGGAGGAGGAGGGUUCCCGGGAUAUCGAUGAUAACCGAACCUAUCUCUAGCAAAGGUCCAGGUUUUCUUCGAACAGGACUCUCCCUCCGAGUUUCCAUGUACUGAGCAAGAUGGAGGACUGUUUCUAAAAAUGCCAAGGGCAAUGUACUCUGAUGAACAAAACAUCACUCAGCCUUCAAACAAUACCUGGGUGUCCCCCACACUGAGAUGGAUGAUGAAACCACAUGACCGGAUGAAAGCGUUCCUCAGCCCCAGGGGCUGCCAGAAGACGGAGCCAUGGUGCCCGCAGAGGUCCGGGUCAUACGGGCGGUGGUAACUGCCUCCUAACCAACCAAGUUUUUCCUCUCCACGCCUCCAGCCCCGGAGGUCCCCCACACCUUCCGCACCUACCGCACCUACCGCUGCUGCAGCCCACGAAUGCCACCCCCAGCAUCCGUCAUCCGCCCGUCUCCACCAGGGGCCUGGAGCUCUACCUGGACCUGCUGUCCCAGCUGCGCUGUGCACCUCUUCGCCCAGAAGAACAGCACCCCUUUCCAGCUGCGCACCCUGGAGCCGCUCAAAGGGCAGCAUUUGAGCAAGGAGUUCUUCCAGGCGAACAGCCUGCAGAAGGUGCCUGACCUCAGACGGGACUUCCUGCUGACUGAAAGCAUGGCCAUCCUCUUCUACCUGUGCCGCAAGUACAGUGCACCUUCUCAUUGGUACCCUCCAGACUUGCACACACGUGCCCGUGUGGAUGAGUUCAUGUCCUGGCACCACAUAGCCAUUCAGCAACCCAUGAGCAAGUUACUCUGGAUCAAGUUGCUGAUCCCAAUGAUCACAGGCGAGGAGGUUCCAGUGGAGAAGACAAACCAAGCACUGGAAGAGGUGAAGAAAAGCGUUCAGUUAUUCGAGGAGAAGUUUCUGCAGGACAGGAUGUUCAUCACAGGGGACCACAUCUCACUGGCUGACUUGGUGGCACUGGUGGAGAUGAUGCAGCCCAUGGGCGGCAAUUAUAAUGUCUUCCUUGGUAGCUCCAGGCUGGCUGAGUGGCGCAUGCGGGUGGAGCUAUUCAUUGGCUCUGGCCUCUUCUGGGAGGCCCAUGACCGGCUGAUGAAGUUAGUAGAUUGGGAUGUUUCCACAUUGGAUCCAAUGGUCAAGGAGAAGAUCUGCAGCUUUAUGGAGAGAUACAAGUGACCUAGGGGCAGCUCAACCUCUACAGUCCAGCUGACUCAGCCCCCUGAGCCUCCUUCUUUAGGGGAGACACUAAAAAACAACUCUGUUCUUUUACCUAAUAAAGAACUGGAACAAC